ACACAACGAUCAACAUGCGCUCUUCUUCCAUCACUGCAGGUUUGUGGCCAGCACUGACGCGCAUUGGUUCCUCGUCAGUCUGGAGUCCUCCUGGAGCUCUUCCGGGUUUGGAAAGCCCACAUUUCCUCCUGGCGACACACAUUCCAGAGAAAACAUCCUGGAUAACGGGCCGAGCUGCGUGCGAGUGCAAACCAACAAACGAAACGGAGCGCUCGAGCUGGAAGACAGAUAGUUCGCGAGGACAUGUUUGACGAGCGACGGUGGGAACCGUGGGAUAUUUGACAUGUCAGCGCAUCAUUUCCAAACACCAUUCGUCAGCCAGCUGUUGUUCAUAUUUCGAGUUUGUAGACCUUCUAUAUAUUAAUUAUUUUCAAUAUACAAGACAUUAAGCAAACAGUUUAAAUAGGGUAACAACAUGUGGCUAUAUACUUUGGCCAUUGCUCUCAUUGUCUUUGCGCAUGAGGUGAACGGAGAGUCACAUCCAUCCUGGGCGACGCAGCUCAGUUCAACAUUACCGCCUCAAGAAGAACACCCAUCAGAUAAUGCAACAGAUGCAGCGGCUGGAUCUCGAAUUUCUACCAUUUUAAGGGAUCUUCCUACCAUCAAAAGCAUUUCGAUUGUCAUAUUUGUAUUAACAACCUUGCUAAUCACGUGCCUUGUCAUAAAACUAUUCAGAUCGACAAAGAAGAUCAGAAAAAUGCGCAAGUAUGACAUCAUCACAACUCCCACCAAGCGUGUUGAGAUGACGCCUUUAAAUGAAGAAUAUUACGAAGAAGACGACUCGAGCCUGUUCGAUGUCAAGUACAGGUGAAUUACAUUCUGCGCUCAGAGUCUUUGUUGAAGAUCUCCUUUAACCCCCCGAAUACCUCUGUGUGAACACAUCUAUACAGGAAUUGUGCUCCCUGCACCUGCGGAUUUGCUUUAAACAUCAGUGGAACAAGACUUUUUACAUGUAUUGAUGUAUUAAUGUGUUUUGGCAUUCCAAACCAGCAUGAAAUCUGAUGGUUUAUUAAAGUUUUCUGUUGAAAGCACAGAAAGGUAAUCCAAGAUUAAGAAAAUAGUAAAAACAAAUAUAUAUAUAUAUAUAUAUAUAUAUAUAUAUAUUUUUUUUUUUUUUUUUUUUUAUUGCAAUCAACAUAUCAAUAUGUAUUUUGGUUUUUAAUAAUUCCAGACAAUUAUUAAAAGGGUUUAGGAGCUCAAAUGUUAAAUCAAUCACAUUGCUUUACUUCAAGUGAGUUUUGCUGUGAUUUAAUCAGCUCAAAGUUUCAAAUCAAAAGAGUAGUUUUAUAUUUGUGAUGGACAGAGAUUUUAAAUUUUUUUUUUAAUGUGACUAUUGACAAUGUUAAAUGGAUAUUUAUGCUCCAAUACUGAAACUAUCUUUAUUAUAUACUAUUGUCUGUAUAUACUGUAUGAAACCCCUAUAUUUUGAGAUUGAUUAAUUUACGAACCACUAAUUGUGCAUAUUUACUGUAUAAGGGUUGAAUGUAUGUGUGAGAGAGGAUGUAUGUGGAGUUGAGAGAUUAUUGUUGGCAUAUUGCUGCUUUCUGAGGUUGGGGAUUUGUGCACACCUCCUUUAUGAAUUAACUGGUUUUGGCAGUGGAAAACUGCAGUGCCACACAUCAUGAAGGGUUUAAACACAAAGCCGUUAUCAUAUCAGACAUAUUCAAUUAUAUUUCCCAGAUUUAGAGCAGCACUGGAAGAGUAUCUUUGAAAUAUCUUAAAGCUACAGCUAUAUAUUGUAUCAUGGGUCCAGUUCUCACUAUUAACAAACUAUUAAGUAUGACUUAUGCUUCAAGAAACUCUUUUAAUUGGCUGCUUAUUAAUAUUUAGUAAGGUAGUUAAGUUUAGGUAUUGGGUAGAAUUAGGGAAGUCGAAUAUGGUCAUGCAGAAUAUGUUGUCUUUACAUCUUAAUAAACAGUCAAUAUGUUAAUAAUAUGAAUGCUAAUAAUCUUGAUACUCCUACUUAAUGUUAAUGAGAAGGACUAAUGCCCAGCAUCUAAGGACCAAUAAGAGUGAGCAAUAAUUGAACAUGUCUUAAAAUACAUGCUUUAACUUUUUCCUGGUUUUGUAUAACAUGUUUGCUAGUCUGAACACUGGAAAAAAAGUGUAUAUCAACAGCCAUCUUUCUCUCCAUAGAAAACUUGUUGAUGUCUGUGCUAACUGUAAAAUAUUGUUUUUGAAGCGUACCAAAUCAUAAACGUACUUAUUUUGGGGUUCUUGAUUAAUGAAAUAAAUAUAAAUCUUAAUCCAAAAGAUUAAAUCCAA
Carassius gibelio (silver crucian carp) is the source of this 2265-nucleotide messenger RNA. It is a transcript of the gene fam174b, whose product is annotated as family with sequence similarity 174 member B. The record is from RefSeq and is a predicted model, not a curated record. Bases 416 to 811 code for a protein of 131 amino acids. The transcript is spliced from 3 exons. Lineage: Eukaryota; Metazoa; Chordata; Actinopteri; Cypriniformes; Cyprinidae.